Molecule: messenger RNA, 807 nt
Organism: Fusarium fujikuroi IMI 58289
Lineage: Eukaryota; Fungi; Ascomycota; Sordariomycetes; Hypocreales; Nectriaceae
Product: related to ketoreductases
Exons: 3
Coding region: 1-807 (268 amino acids)
Biological process (GO): siderophore biosynthetic process
Molecular function (GO): 2,3-dihydro-2,3-dihydroxybenzoate dehydrogenase activity
Source: RefSeq, a predicted model, not a curated record
AUGGGCAUAACCUGGUUCAUCACUGGCUGUUCCAGCGGGUUUGGCGAAGCCUUGGUUCGUCAACUUCGAUCUGCAGGCGAUAACGUCAUAGCCACUGGCCGCAACGCCGAUACAAAGCUCUCGCACCUCAAAGAAACUGGCGCAACUAUUCUAGACCUCGAUGUUUCAUCCUCCCUUGAGGUCAUCAAGUCCAAAAUAGACGAGGCUUGGAGUAUCUACGAUGGAAUUGAUGUUGUAGUCAAUAACGCGGGGUAUAUCCUCAGUGGGGCAGUGGAAGAGCUGACUCAAGAAGACAUGGAAAAGUCAUUCAAGGUCAACUUCCAUGGACCUAUGAAUAUCACCCGCGCCGUCUUGCCGUACUUGAGGAAGCAGCGGUCUGGAACUUUGCUAUUUGUCGGAUCUCAGGCUGGCUGGCAUGCUGACCCCAGCGCCGUCGAGUGUCUAUCCAAAGAACUCGCCAUCUUCGCUCCAGGCCUAAAAGUCCUCAUCGUCGAGCCAGGAUACUGCCGCACUCCAGUUUUCAACAAAAUCCAGCACGUCGACGCUCGUGUUCCAGAGUAUGCUCAGUUCAAUGAAGCGGUUCGACAGGCUGAGGCGACUUUGACAGAGAAUUCGCCAGGAGAUCCUGAAAAGGCCGUUGCUAGGAUGAUCGAGCUAGUGAAAGGGACUGGCGUUGCAGAGGGUAAGACACUGCCUUUGAGGGUACCUUUGGGGUCGGAUAGUUGGUCGAGAGUGAAGAGCAAGUGUGAAGAAACGCUGGAAAUUUGCCGUGAAUGGGAGGAAUUGGCGAAGAGCGUCGAUGUAUAA